This is a messenger RNA of Closterium sp. Yama58-4, 645 nucleotides long. NCBI's taxonomy places the organism in Eukaryota, Viridiplantae, Streptophyta, Zygnematophyceae, Desmidiales, Closteriaceae. The record is from the annotation of a GenBank genome assembly.
AUGUUUGGUUACGGUGUUUCGAGAGGUCAGAAGUGCAGACCCGCUAGGCCGCUGAAGCUUCUCCUUCUCGGCGAUUAUGCGGUGGGUAAGAGCAGUCUCAUUCUUCGGCUUUGUCAGCGCCAAUUUUGGAUUCCAUCAUCUCACCCUGCAAAUGACUUUAUUAUUCGCAUGAUGGACAUUGAUGGCAAUCAAGUGAGAGUAGGCAUUUGGGAUACAUUAGGCCUUGAGCUGCACCGAACCAUCCCUGAAGCUUACUACCGGAACGCACAUGGCAUCAUGCUAUUAUAUGACAUCACCAGCCGGUCAUCUUUCAAUAAUGUGAGAGGGUGGAUGAGGAGCGUUGAGGAGCAUUCACCUCAAGGGGUGCGUGUGCUUCUCGUGGGCACCAAGGCCGAUAUGGACGACCAACGGUCUAUCAGCAAGGAAGAAGGGCAGCAACUAGCCAAUGAAUUGGAUGCACACUUCUUUGAGACUUCAGCCAAAAUAGGCAUAAAUGUGGAUGCUGUGUUUGAAUACAUUGCAAGGGAAGGCAAACAGCAAUAUGAUAAAACAAACUCUCUGCAUAUGGAGGCAUCAAGCUGUGUUGAUCUUGAACAAAAGACAGCAAAUGUACCGGUAGUUUCCAUAUCCUCAUAUUGUGCGUAA